Messenger RNA from Boleophthalmus pectinirostris (great blue-spotted mudskipper), 2297 nucleotides. RefSeq names its product caveolae associated protein 1b (gene cavin1b). Gene Ontology annotation, biological process: transcription initiation at RNA polymerase I promoter; termination of RNA polymerase I transcription. The coding region runs from base 146 to 1585 and encodes 479 amino acids. The record is from RefSeq and is a predicted model, not a curated record. The transcript is spliced from 2 exons. Lineage: Eukaryota; Metazoa; Chordata; Actinopteri; Gobiiformes; Gobiidae. Gene Ontology annotation, cellular component: cytoplasm; caveola. Gene Ontology annotation, molecular function: rRNA primary transcript binding.
AGGUUUCUCUGCCUGCUGUGGCAUUCCCAUCCACACUCACUCCAACUGCUUCAAGGACCAGAGAACCAAGAGGAGGGUCAGGAGCUGCAGCUCUGAUAGGACCUGACAAUAUUACACAGGAAUUUAUUAGUGCAGAUUUACAAACAUGGCAGCCAUGGAAACACUGGAGCAGCCCAGCGUCCCUCUAGAGCCACAGACACUCACUGAGAUCUCAGACGACGAGAUCAACCUGCCUCCCUCAGACGAUGAAGAGCCAGCUGAGGGGAAGACUGAGGCCUCUGCAGGUCCAGAGGCAGAGCAGGCCGCCGAACAGCCUCCCGUAGAUCAGCCCAUGAACGGGGCUAUGGUGCUCUCGCUGCUCGACAAGAUCAUUGGGGCUGUGGACCAGAUCCAGCAAACACAGAGCGGCCUGGAGACCAGACAGCAGGAGAUGGAGCGCUCUGUCACCUCCAUCCAGGGAGAGCUGCUCAAGCUGGCCAAAAGCCACACCACCACCUCCAACAGUGUGAAUAAGAUGAUGGAGAAGGUGCGCAAGGUCAGCGUCAAUGUGAAAACUGUCCGAGCCACCCUCGAGAAGCAAGGAGGCCAGAUCAAGAAACUGGAGACCAAUGAGGCAGAGCUGCUGAAGAGACGGAACUUCAAAGUCAUGAUCUACCAGGAUGACGUGAAGCUCCCCUCUAGACUCAGCAUCUCCAAAACCAUGAAGGCCUCUGAGUCUGCGACUGGGAGCAGAGGUGGCAGUAUGCUGGAGCUGAAGGAGGGGGCGGAAGAGGGAGGAGAGGAGGCAGGACAGAGCACGGAUAAGCCCCAUGUAGACCUGUCCUCAGAUGAAGAGGGCGUGGACGUGGAGGACAUACUGGAGGAGACACGGGCCGAGCGCAUCAAACGCAGCAGCCUGCAACGUGUGCAAAACCUAAAAACUGUCUUUUCCAAGGAGAAGAUGGACAAGACCAGGGCCAAGACCAAGGAAAACCUGGAGAAGACAAAACAAAAAACUAAAGAUAACAUUGAGAAAACCAAGCAGAAGACCAAAGAGAACAUUGAGAAAACAAAACAAAAAACCAAGGAGAACAUAGAAAAAACCAAACAGAAAACCAAAGAAAACCUGGAGAAGACCAGGCAAAAGACCAAAGAGAACCUGGAGAAGACACGCCACAACAUUGAGAAGAAGAUGGGCAAGUUGGGAACACGUAUGUCUGUAAACCCUGAGCGCAAGCAGAAGAUGCAAACAUCCCGGGACAAGGUGAAGAAGGCUUUCACUCCUGACCAUGUGGUUUACGCCCGAUCCAAGACCGCCGUCUACAAGGUGCCUCCCUUCACCUUCCACGUCAAGAAGUUCCGUGAGGGGGCAGUGGAGGUUGUGCAGGGCACGGAGAUGAUCGAGGUGUCCCAGGAUGGAGAGGCCUUCAGUGGGGUGGACGCUGAGCUGCAUGAUGAGGCGGUGGAGGUAGAGAUGGAAAUGAUGAAUGGAGGUGGAGAGGAAGAGGAGGAGCACGAUGAAGUAGAAGAGGCUGAAGAUCAUGACGAAGAGGACAGCCACGAGGAGCUGCAGAAGGAUGAAGACCAAGACAGAGACAGUGAUUAGUUUGAAUCACACACACCACAAUACACCACACUAUCACUAGAUUUAUGUCCCAUUUAAUUACAAGACCUAUGAGGGAAAAGUCUGAAAUGAUGAAAUUACUGAAAAAAAUGUGACCAAAAUAUCAAAUAUCAGUAAUCACGCCAUAUUGAACAAAAAGUACAUCAAUAUGUCUAUUCAGCACACACUCAGAAUUAAUAGACAUUAUUUACCCUCACUGUAUCUCACAUGCCCCAUACCUGAAGAUGUUCUUUUCAUUAUUAAAUCUAGAGCUAUGUUUGUUUUUAAGAUGCCACCUGACUCCUUAUCUGUAGCCUAACUGUGACUGCUGCAGCCAAUUAUUUUAGCUAUUAUCCACUGAAUAACUGUUCUGUUCUUGCCUACCACCCUCCAGUGUCCACACUUUAUUUUACUGUGUGCAUUCGUUUGAUCUGUUGUAUUGUGUUUUUAUUUGUUGAUCACAUGUGCAAAUGUGAGUGUAUAUGUCUAAACAGUGAGCUCCAUAGAAACCCAUCACAGAUAAAGUUCACAGCACACAGGUGGGACAUGGAAGCUGACUGGCUGACUUCAUUAUUUCAUUAUUUCUUACCCAGUAAACUCUAAAUUGUAAUUUUGUUUUCAAGGUAAACACAGAAGAUCCUCACAAUUGUUUGUUUGUAUAUUCUUUGCUGAACCACUAGCUUAAUAUUCACUUUAAUAAAGUCUAGUUCACUCA